GGGACGUCGAAUUCGUCUGUGCUUAAUGCUGAGAUCUCGAGCCCCGCCGGAGAGGAGGAGUCUUGUUCUACGAGGACGCUAGGGCUUCAGUUUGGGAUACUGAGGAGUAACCGGGACGAGGAGGAGGCCGAGGGUUUUGUGACGAAGGAGCUGUUUCCGGCUGCGGCGUCGUCGUCGUCGUCGUCGUCGUCGAGGGCGGCGCAUUGGGCGGAUCUAGGGUUGCAGCACGUGCAGGCGACGGGGCAGCACGUGAUGCCGCAGCAGCAAGUGAAGAAGAGCAGGCGAGGGCCGAGGUCGAGGAGCUCGCAGUACAGAGGGGUUACUUUCUAUAGAAGGACCGGGAGAUGGGAGUCUCAUAUUUGGGACUGUGGCAAGCAGGUCUAUUUAGGAGGAUUUGACACUGCUCACGCUGCUGCAAGGGCAUAUGAUCGUGCCGCAAUAAAGUUUCGAGGAGUUGAUGCUGAUAUCAACUUCAAUCUAAGUGACUAUGAUGAGGAUCUGAAGCAGAUGAGGAACUUGACCAAGGAGGAAUUUGUUCACAUACUUCGUCGACAGAGCACUGGGUUUUCAAGAGGAAGCUCAAAAUACCGAGGGGUUACUCUUCAUAAAUGUGGUCGAUGGGAGGCUCGGAUGGGCCAAUUCCUUGGCAAGAAGUACAUAUACCUUGGGUUAUUCGACAGCGAAAUAGAAGCUGCAAGGGCUUAUGACAAAGCGGCUAUCAAAUGUAAUGGAAGAGAAGCUGUUACUAAUUUUGAGCCCAGCUCUUAUGAAGGGGAAAUGCUUCCUGAGCCCGAUAGUGAAGCCAUUGGCCAUGACCUAGAUCUGAACUUGAGGAUCUCUCAACCGAAUGUUAGUAGUCCAAAAAAGAGCGACAGUUCCAUGGGUGUUCAGUUCCAUUUUGGUUCCUUGGAAGCUUCUGAUCCGAAGAAAGCUAGGGUGGAAAACCAUCCAUCUAUUCUGGGUGGUCAGCCUCAUAGCUCUGCAAUGACAUCCGAGCAUCCUCAAGCAUGGAGUGCUCUUUAUCCCACAUUAUAUUCCUCCAGAGAGGAUAGGGCCGCAGAGAAGAGGCCAAUUGUCAGUUCUGCCAUCCCUAACUGGACAUGGCCACUGCAUGGAUCAUCAUCGACGUUGCCGCUAUUUUCUUCUGCAGCAUCAUCAGGAUUCGCCGCCACCACCAGCACCACCUCGGCUGCCACUGCUCCCCCUCCCCCUCCCACCGCCCACCAUCUUCAGUUUCCUCCACCCACCACCAAUUACUACUCCAGGAACUGAAGUCAAUUGCAAUUGCAUUCUAAAGGUACAUACAUAGUGUGUGCAUGUAUGUACUCAUGUGAAAUUAACAUGUGAUACUAAAGACGCAUACCCAAGGGGGAGGCGAAGCAGAGGAUAUUCUUAUGCAAAGGAAUAAAGCACAGGGUGGUUCAUGUUUUCGUUGGCAUCAAACGUACAAAAUGCAUUCUUCCAAGAACUUCUACACAUAAGGGGCUGUUUGGUUCAUUUCCUUGAAAUCUAAGUUUGGGAGAUUACUUAUGGGAAAUAGGUUGUGGGGUCCAUUUCCACGUUUUUAAGCUCAUUUCAUCACAUGUACAACAUUUCUUUUUUUUUUCCCUCUUUUAACCAAACACAAGAAAAUGAAAUCAAACACCUUCACGUGUGUGUCGGGUGUCUUGAUUUUCUUUUCUUAGUUUCUCGGCCAACCAAAAAGCCUCCUCUAAUUGUUCACACACACGAGAUACACGUGAUUGAGUUCCUUUUUUGGGGGUGUA
Messenger RNA from Asparagus officinalis (garden asparagus), 1766 nucleotides. Its product is annotated as AP2-like ethylene-responsive transcription factor TOE3. Lineage: Eukaryota; Viridiplantae; Streptophyta; Magnoliopsida; Asparagales; Asparagaceae. The annotation marks the transcript as partial. The record is from RefSeq and is a predicted model, not a curated record. Gene Ontology annotation, biological process: regulation of DNA-templated transcription. The transcript has 10 exons. Gene Ontology annotation, molecular function: DNA-binding transcription factor activity; DNA binding.